This is a messenger RNA of Malus domestica (apple), 453 nucleotides long. The record is from RefSeq and is a predicted model, not a curated record. Lineage: Eukaryota; Viridiplantae; Streptophyta; Magnoliopsida; Rosales; Rosaceae.
AUGGACGUAAUCGGCAAAAUCAUACCAUCUUCCGGGGCUGCCAAGCACGCAUGGAUACUGGUAGCAACCGAUUACUUCACUAAGUGGGUCGAAGCAAAAUCGUAUGCCGAGCUAACGUUUAAAGAAGUUUGCAACUUUGUGGAAGAACACAUUGUGACCAGAUUCGGCGUACCAGAAACGAUUAUAACUGAUAAUGGCACAAUCUUUACAGCCAAGAGGUUUAAAGAAUACACGGCAAGUUUGAAAAUUCAGCUUGAACAGUCUACACCAUAUUAUCUGCAAGCAAAUGGGCAGGCCGAUGCAAGUAACAAAGUGUUGAUCGGCAUUCUUGAGAAAAUAAUAAAAGAGAGGCCUAGCAUGUGGCAUGUAAAGUUAAAUGAGGCUUUAUGGGCAUAUCAAACAUCGCUCCGAUCGGCGACUGGGACAACCCCGUAUGCACUAACCUACGCAUAA